Molecule: messenger RNA, 411 nt
Organism: Fraxinus pennsylvanica
Lineage: Eukaryota; Viridiplantae; Streptophyta; Magnoliopsida; Lamiales; Oleaceae
Source: the annotation of a GenBank genome assembly
AUGGCGCGCACAAAGCAAACAGCUCGGAAAUCCACAGGCGGCAAGGCUCCAAGGAAGCAGCUAGCAACAAAGGCGGCGAGGAAAUCCGCUCCGGCCACCGGCGGCGUGAAGAAACCACACCGAUUCCGCCCAGGGACGGUGGCGCUGAGGGAAAUCAGGAAGUACCAGAAGAGCACAGAGCUUCUAAUUCGGAAACUACCAUUCCAGAGAUUAGUCAGAGAAAUUGCUCAGGACUUCAAAACUGAUCUACGGUUCCAAAGUUCCGCCGUGGCCGCUCUUCAGGAGGCGGCGGAGGCGUACCUGGUGGGGCUUUUCGAGGAUACAAAUCUGUGCGCAAUUCAUGCUAAGAGGGUAACUAUUAUGCCUAAGGAUAUUCAAUUAGCUAGAAGAAUUAGGGGUGAAAGGGCUUAG